This is a messenger RNA of Penicillium macrosclerotiorum, 195 nucleotides long. RefSeq lists its product as uncharacterized. The transcript has 2 exons. The record is from RefSeq and is a predicted model, not a curated record. NCBI's taxonomy places the organism in Eukaryota, Fungi, Ascomycota, Eurotiomycetes, Eurotiales, Aspergillaceae. Bases 1 to 195 code for a protein of 64 amino acids.
AUGAACAGACACCUGCUGACGCCCAACUAUGUGCGCGAAUUGCGACAGAUUCUUGGGCGUAUGGCCGGCUACUAUCAGUUAUUGCGAAGGGAAGUUGCCCUGGUCUUUUUGACAAAGGCGGAAUCAGAGGCUCGUAUCAGUCUAAGUGCAGCGCUAGCAGACCUGGAAACAAGCUGGGAAAAAGCCUCACUAUAG